UUAUAGAGAGAGAAACAAUUAUUUAUGCAUAAAGGGUAUAUCGUAGUUUGUAGAGAUAGAGAGAGAAAGUAGAAACAAAGUGAGAAAAAGAAGAGAGAGAAAAUAAAGGUACUAUUUUUAUAUAUAUGUAUAUAUAUAAUAUAAUAUAGUGAGAGAAAGAUGGUUGAGUGCCCUAACAAAAGCCAGGAGGAGGAAGAAGCAGCAGAGAGAGGAGAGAGAGAGAGAGCAGAACCUUUGUCUUUGUUGUCCUUGUCACAGAUAUAGUUAGAGAGAGAAAGAGUAUAUAUAUAUAUAAAAUGGUAUAUAGAGAGAGAAAGUGAGGGUUGGUGGUGGUGCUGCAGCAGAACAGAGUUUAGCUAGGAGAGAGAGAGAGAAAAGGAAUAAUAAAAAAGAGGCUUUCAGAAACCCUAACCCUAGAAAAAAUGGUUAUUUCUCAGUGAGAAAGACAAAACGAUUUUUGUAUAUAUAUAUAUUAUUAUUGUAUCUUUGUGUUGUGUAGAUGAGAUUAGAUGAGAUGAGAUGAGAUGAGAUUCGAGUGAAACUUUUGCUCUGCGAUUUGGUUUGUCUUUCGAGCUCUCUUUCGCUCUUUCUCUGUGUGUUGAGAUCUUUGUUCUGCAACUUCAAAAUUUAGGGUUUUUUGUUUUGAUUGAGUUGGUUUGAAAAGGUUGUUUGGUUAAGUUUGAAGUUGAAAAUUUUCUUGUGGGGGAAGUGCAUUUCCUUUGAUUGUUACAGUUUCUUGGCUCUUUUUUGGGGGAAAAACCCACAAAUAUAAAUUUUUGGUGGUUUAAGCUUGGAUCUUUGCACUGGAGCGCUUAGGAUUACCGGGGACAAUGUCUUCGUUAAGUAGGGAAUUGGUGUUCUUAAUUUUACAGUUUUUAGAUGAGGAGAAGUUCAAGGAGACUGUUCACAAAUUAGAGCAAGAGUCUGGUUUCUUCUUCAAUAUGAAACAUUUUGAGGAUCAAGUCCAGGCUGGAGAGUGGGAUGAAGUUGAGCGCUAUUUAUGCGGGUUUACCAAGGUUGAAGAUAAUCGGUAUUCAAUGAAGAUUUUCUUUGAAAUCAGGAAACAAAAGUAUUUGGAAGCUCUUGAUAGGCAGGAUAGAGCUAAAGCUGUUGAGAUUCUUGUAAAGGAUCUUAAGGUUUUUGCAUCUUUCAAUGAGGAACUUUUCAAGGAGAUCACCCAGUUACUGACUCUUGAUAAUUUUAGGCAAAAUGAGCAGCUUUCCAAGUAUGGGGACACAAAAUCAGCCCGAAACAUCAUGCUUAUCGAACUUAAAAAGUUAAUUGAGGCAAAUCCUUUGUUUCGUGAUAAACUUGCAUUCCCAGCUUUCAAAAGUUCGCGUCUAAGGACCUUAAUUAAUCAGAGUCUAAAUUGGCAGCAUCAACUUUGCAAGAAUCCUCGUCCAAACCCUGAUAUAAAAACACUAUUUACCGAUCAUUCUUGCAACCCAACUGCUAAUGGAUCUCGUCCUCCACCUACAAACAAUCUUGUUGGACCAAUUCCCAAGGCUGGUGCAUUUCCUCCUAUUGGUGCCCACGGUCCAUUUCAACCAGUUGUGUCCCCAUCUCCUACUUCCAUUGCUGGUUGGAUGUCGAAUUCUAAUCCAUCUUUGUCUCAUCCUUCUGUGGCAGGACCACCUCCUGGACUUGUUCAGCAAUCUAGUGCGGCUGCAUUCUUGAAACACCCAAGGACUCCUACAGGUGUGACGGGGAUGGAUUAUCAAUCAGCUGACUCAGAGCACUUGAUUAAGCGCAUUCGUACUGGACCUUCUGAUGAGGUAUCAUUCUCUGGCGUAAUGCAUUCUGGUGCUUAUUCACAAGAUGACAUUCCCAAAAAUCUUGUGCGGACCCUUAGUCAAGGAUCUAAUGUUAUGAGCAUGGAUUUUCAUCCUCAGCAACAAACUAUACUGCUAGUUGGGACAAAUGUUGGUGACAUUAGUCUUUGGGAAGUUGGCUCUCGGGAGAGGAUGGUACAUAAACCGUUUAAGGUUUGGGAUAUACAAUCUGCUUCAAUGCCAUUGCAGUCAGCUUUGUUAAGUGAUGCUGGAAUAUCUGUGAAUCGGUGUGUUUGGGGAUCAGAUGGGCUAAUGCUUGGAGUUGCAUUUUCAAAGCACAUUGUCCAGAUAUAUACUUACAAUCCAACUGGAGAACUCCGACAACAUUUGGAGAUCGAUGCUCAUGUGGGUGGUGUUAAUGACAUUGCUUUUGCCCAUCCCAAUAAGCAACAUUGCAUUGUUACUUGUGGAGAUGAUAAGAUGAUCAAGGUAUGGGACGCUGUAGCUGGACGCAGACUAUAUAUAUUUGAAGGUCACGAAGCUCCAGUAUAUUCUGUUUGUCCUCAUUACAAAGAAAAUAUUCAGUUCAUAUUUUCAACUGCUAUUGAUGGGAAAAUUAAAGCUUGGCUUUAUGAUUGCUUGGGUUCAAGAGUGGAUUAUGAUGCUCCUGGACAAUGGUGCACUAUGAUGUCAUAUAGUGCAGAUGGAACUAGGCUCUUCUCAUGCGGAACAAGUAAGGAGGGCGAAUCCCAUCUUGUAGAGUGGAAUGAAAGUGAAGGAGCUAUCAAACGUACAUAUUCUGGUUUUAGGAAGAGAUCUUUAGGUGUUGUUCAGUUUGACACAACAAGAAAUCGGUUCUUAGCUGCUGGUGACGAAUUUCAAAUUAAGUUCUGGGAUAUGGACAGUACCAACAUGUUGACAGCUGUUGAUGCCGAUGGGGGUUUGCCUGCUAGUCCUAGAUUGAGAUUUAACAAAGAAGGGUCAUUGUUGGCAGUCACAACAAAUGACAACGGCAUUAAGAUUUUAGCUAACAAUGAUGGGUUGCGCCUGAUAAGGAUGCUGGAGAGCAGGGCUAUGGAUAAGAGCCGAGGCCCUUCUGAGCCUAUCAAUUCUAAGCCACUGAUUGUUAAUGCACUAGGCCCAGUGUCCAAUGUUUCUCCUGCUGUUGCUCAAAGCAUGGAACGUCCUAAUAUAAUGCCUCCUUCCGUGUCUAUCAGUAGUCAUAGUCCUGCAGAAAAUAGCAGACUUGUCGAUGUUAAACCACGCAUUGUUGAUGAUGUAGACAAAAUUAAGAGCUGGAAGAUUCCAGAUAUUGCAGAUCCAUCUCUUAUUAAACCUUUGCGAUUGCCUGAUUCCGGAAAUGCUGCAAAGGUGGUUAAGCUGAUUUACACGAAUAAUGGCCUAACUUUGCUGGCACUCACUUCAAAUGCUGUUCAUAAGCUCUGGAAAUGGCAGCGUAGUGAAAGAAAUCCGUCGGGAAAGGCUACUGCUUGUAUCAUGCCCCAGUUGUGGCAGCCUCCUAGUGGAACUCAUAUGACAAACGACAUAAAUGAAAAUAAACCACCCGAGGAAUCUGGCGCAUGCAUUGCUUUAUCUAAAAAUGAUUCUUAUGUUAUGUCAGCAUCUGGCGGAAAGGUUUCGUUGUUCAACAUGAUGACUUUUAAGGUGAUGACAACUUUUAUGCCCCCUCCUCCUGCGGCAACAUUUUUGGCAUUCCAUCCUCAAGACAACAAUAUUGUUGCCAUCGGAAUGGAGGAUUCUACAAUUCAAAUUUACAAUGUUCGGGUUGAUGAGGUUAAAACUAAACUUAAAGGUCAUCAGACACGGAUUACAGGGCUUGCAUUUUCUCAAACCCUUAAUGUGUUGGUUUCUUCAGGAGCUGAUGCUCAGUUGUGUAUGUGGAGCAUUGAUGGAUGGGAAAAGAAGAAAGUAAGAUCCAUACAAGCGCAAGUUGGUCGUCAACCCCCGUCAUCUGGAGAAACUAAAGUUCAGUUUCAUAAUGAUCAAACCCAUCUGUUGGUUACCCAUGAAACUCAGAUCGGCAUUUAUGAUAGCAAGCUCGAAUGUAUACGUUCAUGGUAUCCAAAAGAAGCACUUGCAGCUCCCAUCUCGAGUGCAAUAUACUCGUGUGACGGAUUGCUGGUGUACGUUUCCUUCUGUGAUGGUGCGGUUGGUGUUUUUGAUGCUGAUAGCUUGAGACUCAGAUGUCGAAUAGCGCCUUCUGCUUACUUACAAUCGUCGGUUCUCAGCAACAGCUCGGUCUAUCCUGUAGUCAUUGCAGCUCACCCGUCUGAGCCUAACCAAGUUGCACUGGGAAUGACAGACGGCUCGGUACAUGUAGUGGAGCCAUCAGAUGUGGAGCUGAAAUGGGGCGGAACACCUUCUCAAGAUAACGGGUCACUCCCUUCGAAUUCAUCGAACCCUUCACUGAGUGGCCAAGCCUCGGAACAACACCCUUCUAGGUGAUUGGUGGUGAUGAUGAUGAUGAUAUGAGUACAGACAAAAGGCAGCCAUGGUUUUAUGAAAUAUUUUUAGAUAUUACUAUUUUCUUUUUCUUUUUUUUUGGUGAUUUUUAUUUAUUUAAUUUUUAAAAAGUCGUUAAAUUUGUUGUAAAUGUUUUGAGUCUCAUUUGGGAAAUGAAGAAGUGUAGGGAGUUGAGUUGGGUUGGGUUGGGUUGUAAAUGGCUGUGGUUGUAAUGAAAUACAUUGGAAGAAGAUGAUGAUGAUCAUAACCCUUGAGAAGAGGCCAAUUUGCCUUCCAACAAUGUUUUUUAGGUGGUUUUCUUUAUACAUAUUUUUACAUAUAUAUUUAUAUUAUAUCA
Molecule: messenger RNA, 4593 nt
Organism: Cannabis sativa
Lineage: Eukaryota; Viridiplantae; Streptophyta; Magnoliopsida; Rosales; Cannabaceae
Product: protein TOPLESS-RELATED PROTEIN 2
Exons: 25
Coding region: 831-4238 (1135 amino acids)
Biological process (GO): regulation of DNA-templated transcription
Molecular function (GO): protein binding
Source: RefSeq, a predicted model, not a curated record